UUUAAAAAUUGAUUUUCCUUUCAGUUUAACGGCCAUGCAGGGUGCCAUCAUGAUGGCGCACUUACCAGGUGACGUCACUUAUCGUCGAUCUCAGUACACGUACGGAUUUGACGUCACAGUUCCAUUCAUAGACGGAGAUCACCCCGAGGAAUUAAAAUUCUCAGAGGGUGGCUUAAACUGGUGCAACGGCGUAUUUGAUAAAGUCAUCGAGAGGAAUCAGAUCGUAGAGGUUGGACAGAUAUUCACGCGUUCAAGGAACGGCACGGCGUUGGACCCCGCCAGAAAACACGAGGAAAGAUACACAUCGCUAUGGAGAUCAACACGUGACAAUCCGAGGUUUUGCCUAGCAGAGGAAGGGGUGGAGGAGGUGGGCGUCAUUGUGAUGAAGCCGCCUACCGAGGGGUGGCCGGAUCGCUGGGAGUCGGAAAAUCAAGUGAUCGUCGAGGAGACGGGCUUGACGGUGAAACGGAUCAACAGGAACACCGGGGAGCAGAGCGAAAUACUAAUGACUUUCUUAUGACAAUCAUCCGGCGCGACAUAGCAUCGUGUACAAUGUGCUUGUUUAUACAAAUGUCGCUGUGGUACCACUUAUUUAGUAAUAAUACAGUGUAUGGCGAAACAGAAAUAGAAGACAGUUUCACCUGUGGACCGGAUCAACAGAAACUGCACGGAGCAUUACUAACUACUUGUGGUCUUUCUUUGAUCAACUGAUCGCACAAAAAAAGAAUUGUUUAUAUUCUAAUGAAAUUCUGACCUGUUAUUACAGACCGUACAGUUUUUAUAAAGAUUUUUAUAUACACUUCAACACCGUUAUUUCGAACACCGAUAAUCCGAAGUUUAUUCAUUUCCGAAAAUGUACAUAUAUGUAUUUACAUGUAUUAUA
Messenger RNA from Dreissena polymorpha, 883 nucleotides. Its product is annotated as heat shock 70 kDa protein 12B-like. The record is from RefSeq and is a predicted model, not a curated record. The transcript has 2 exons. The coding region runs from base 35 to 520 and encodes 161 amino acids. NCBI's taxonomy places the organism in Eukaryota, Metazoa, Mollusca, Bivalvia, Myida, Dreissenidae.